AUGGCGCUGCUGACGAACUCGUCGUCCACGGGGCCGACCGCGACAGGCCCGGCGGCCCCGCAGGCCCACCACUCCGCGACGCCGCUACAUCACUACUUCCACUACCUGAAGCAGCCGUCGCCUUUAGCGCAGAACCCGUACGCGCACCACACGAGCGCCCACCACAUGGGCAUGGGGCCCGGGCCGCUCGGCGGCCUGGGGCCCUUCGGCCUAACCCACCACGGCCUGGAGGCCGUCGGGUUCCCGCAAGGCGUGAACCCCCGGAAGCAGCGCCGCGAGCGGACCACCUUCACGCGCGCCCAGCUGGACGUGCUGGAAGCGCUCUUCGGGAAGACCAGGUACCCGGACAUCUUCAUGAGGGAGGAGGUGGCGCUCAAGAUCAACCUCCCCGAGUCGAGGGUGCAGGUGUGGUUCAAGAACCGGCGGGCGAAGUGCCGGCAGCAGCUGCAGCAGCAGACCAAUACGCAGAUCGCCAGCAAGUCCAGCUCCAAGGGCUCGCUGCCGAGCAACCCGAAGGGCCCCAACGCGCCCAAGCCCACGCCCAAGUCCCUCGCCAGCUCGACCGCGCAGAACUCCAGCGUGACCACCUCCUCGCCCAGCCUGCCCAUUACGCCUACCACCUCCGUCAGCCCCCCGAUAAACGUGAUCUGCAAGAAGGAGAGCUCCAGCUACGACCCCCUAACGAAAAACAACUCCAGCCACCAGUACUCCGAGGCGCUCAGGCUCACCGGCAAGGAGCCCUCGCCCUCCGAACCCAACGUGCACGGGUACGGCGUAACCCCCAAACAGGAGCUAUACAGCAGCCCUAAAAGACUGGACUACGGCAAGAUCGACUACGCGGAGAAGUCCUUCGGAAGUGGGCUGGUCAAGGAGCAGUACGGCUCACGGCUGACGGGCAACCUCACCCCGCUGGGGUCCAACUCCUCGAUAAUGACCACCCCCUCGCCCCCCAUCACGCCCCAGAGCGUCAACGGCCCGGGAAACGUGUACCCGGACUAUAAUAGCUUCCACUGGCCCGGCGGCUCCGACUACAUACGCGGUUACUCAACUUCCCACCACCAAGGGUAUGGGCAGAGCGCGUACAAUUCCCCAUAUUAUCCCAGUCAGAUGGAGUACUUCAACGGCGCGUCCGUGAACCAGUCGCACGGCGGCCACCACGGGCACAACCUGACCGCGAACGGCAACCAGCUCUACAACCAGGUGUCCUUCGGGAACCCCUCGCCGCCGGGCGCGUGGCCCACCCACAACAUCCUCUCGGGCGCCGAGUCCCCUGAGAACCAGCAGAACCCCCCCCACCUCAGCAUGCUGCAGGCGUCGCAGAUCACGAACUUUCCCAGCUCGGGUAACGCGUACUUCGCCCCGGAGAAGUACGGAAUCAACAUGGUG
Iphiclides podalirius (scarce swallowtail) is the source of this 1386-nucleotide messenger RNA. The record is from the annotation of a GenBank genome assembly. Lineage: Eukaryota; Metazoa; Arthropoda; Insecta; Lepidoptera; Papilionidae.